GGGGCCUGGCCGGAGGAGGCGGAGGAGGUUGCAGCCGCCGGAGACCUUCUCGACGCCCCCAGAUCCGGCCGGGAAGAUGAUUGAGGAAAGUGGGAACAAGCGGAAGACCAUGGCAGAGAAGAGGCAGCUGUUCAUAGAAAUGCGUGCUCAGAAUUUUGAUGUCAUACGACUAUCAACUUACAGAACAGCUUGCAAAUUACGAUUUGUACAAAAGCGAUGCAACCUCCAUCUUGUUGAUAUCUGGAACAUGAUUGAAGCCUUCCGAGACAAUGGCCUUAAUACACUGGACCAUAGCACUGAGAUCAGCGUGUCCCGCCUCGAGACCGUCAUCUCAUCCAUCUACUACCAGCUGAACAAGCGCCUUCCUUCCACUCACCAGAUCAGUGUGGAGCAGUCCAUCAGCCUCCUUCUCAACUUCAUGAUUGCUGCAUAUGACAGUGAGGGCCGAGGCAAGUUGACGGUAUUUUCAGUUAAAGCUAUGUUAGCAACCAUGUGUGGUGGAAAAAUGCUGGACAAAUUGAGAUAUGUUUUCUCCCAGAUGUCAGAUUCCAAUGGCUUAAUGAUAUUUAGCAAGUUUGACCAGUUUCUGAAGGAAGUUCUGAAGCUCCCAACAGCUGUCUUUGAAGGGCCAUCUUUUGGUUACACAGAGCACUCGGUCCGCACCUGUUUUCCACAGCAGAAAAAGAUAAUGCUAAAUAUGUUUUUAGACACAAUGAUGGCCGAUCCUCCUCCCCAGUGCCUUGUCUGGCUACCUCUCAUGCAUAGGCUUGCCCACGUGGAGAAUGUCUUCCACCCCGUGGAGUGCUCCUACUGCCGCUGUGAGAGCAUGAUGGGUUUCCGGUACCGAUGCCAGCAGUGCCACAACUACCAGCUCUGCCAGAACUGCUUUUGGCGAGGCCAUGCCAGUGGCCCUCACAGCAACCAACACCAGAUGAAGGAGCAUUCCUCCUGGAAAUCCCCUGCAAAGAAGCUGAGCCAUGCAAUUAGUAAAUCUUUGGGGUGUGUACCCACCAGAGAACCCCCGCAUCCUGUUUUUCCUGAGCAACCAGAGAAACCACUUGACCUUGCAAAUAUAGUUCCUCCUCGCCCUCCGACGAACAUGAAUGACACCAUGGUGAGCCACAUGUCCUCCGGGGCGCCCACGCCCACCAAGAGGUUACAGUGUAGCCAGGAUAUACCCAGUCACUUGGCUGAUGAGCAUGCGCUGAUAGCCUCCUAUGUGGCCCGUCUGCAGCACUGUGCACGUGUCCUGGACAGUCCUAGCCGACUGGACGAGGAGCACCGGCUUAUAGCCCGCUAUGCUGCCCGGCUGGCUGCAGAGGCAGGAAACGUGACCCGUCCUCCCACUGACUUGAGCUUUACCUUUGAUGCCAACAAACAACAAAGACAGCUUAUUGCAGAACUGGAAAAUAAAAACAGAGAGAUUCUGCAGGAGAUUCAGCGUCUCCGCCUGGAGCAUGAGCAGGCGUCCCAGCCCACCCCGGAGAAAGCCCAGCAGAACCCCACGCUGCUGGCCGAGCUGCGGCUCCUGAGGCAGAGGAAAGAUGAACUGGAGCAGAGGAUGUCAGCAUUGCAGGAGAGCAGGCGGGAGCUGAUGGUCCAGCUGGAAGGGCUGAUGAAGCUACUGAAGGAGGAAGAACAAAAACAGGCAGCUCAGGCCACAGGAUCACCGCAUACAUCGCCCACUCACGGAGGCAGCCGCCCCAUGCCCAUGCCCGUGCGCUCCACCUCUGCCGGCUCCACCCCCACCCACUGCCCGCAGGACCCACUGAGCGGAGUUGGCGGGGACAUGCAGGAGGCCUUCGCCCAAGGUACGAGGAGAAACCUCCGCAAUGACCUGCUGGUGGCUGCCGACUCCAUCACCAACACCAUGUCAUCCCUGGUGAAGGAGCUCCACUCAGCAGGGGAAGGUGCAGAGGAAGAAGAAGAGAAGAUGCAGAAUGGGAAGGACAGAGGUUAGCGGAGGAGCCCAGCCAGAGAGGAAGCACGGGCACAGGGGACGUGGAGCGAGCUGGCACCGACCGACUCGAAGAAGGCGAGGUGUUCUCCCAGAGGCGCAUUCCUGUCCAUCUUUCCGCUGCACACCUGGACCAGGCUUGCAGGCUGCCAGACGUUACCACUUGCCAGGGAGAGGGGAGCCCAGGCCGGUGGGAAGUGGGAGGGACCUCCGGUGCCGCCUCGGGCGCACCCCCACCCCACCCUCGCACAGUCCUGCAUGAACUAGCAUCUUCAUCACUCUCCUCCGGGCAUGGUCUCAUCUCUGCAACUGGAAUUUACUGGAGGUUGAAAAGAGAAAAGAAACAGCACGAA
This is a messenger RNA of Odocoileus virginianus texanus, 2310 nucleotides long. RefSeq names its product dystrobrevin beta (gene DTNB). Gene Ontology annotation, biological process: synaptic signaling. Lineage: Eukaryota; Metazoa; Chordata; Mammalia; Artiodactyla; Cervidae. The record is from RefSeq and is a predicted model, not a curated record. Gene Ontology annotation, cellular component: plasma membrane; synapse. Gene Ontology annotation, molecular function: zinc ion binding.